This is a messenger RNA of Torulaspora delbrueckii, 2061 nucleotides long. RefSeq names its product dipeptidyl-peptidase III. Gene Ontology annotation, biological process: proteolysis. Gene Ontology annotation, cellular component: cytoplasm. Gene Ontology annotation, molecular function: dipeptidyl-peptidase activity; metalloexopeptidase activity. The transcript has a single exon. NCBI's taxonomy places the organism in Eukaryota, Fungi, Ascomycota, Saccharomycetes, Saccharomycetales, Saccharomycetaceae. The record is from RefSeq and is a predicted model, not a curated record. The coding region runs from base 1 to 2061 and encodes 686 amino acids.
AUGGUGACGACUCAACGGGUCGCUGACCAUGAUGCACCAAUCACUUUACUCAAGGUUACUGACAAGUUUGAGUUGCUCACUGACAGCGAGCAAAAGUAUGCUCAUUAUAUGUCUGCGGCAUCUCACGCUGGGACACGAGUGGUGUUAAGACAAGUGUCUCACGAGAGUGAAGCUAUAUUUGAUCUAAUACUAGGUCUGCAUAGGGAUUUACAUGGAGAGUACCCUCGGUGUAAUGAGACUGGUUUGUAUCUUGAUUAUGUGACACAGUUUCUGGCAAAUUUGGGUAAUUAUAAAUCAUUUGGCGAUUCAAAAUUCGUACCUGGUUGUACUAAGCAGUACUUCUACAAAUUGUUAGAGUUGGCUAAGUGGGAUUUAAAUGGUUCUCCUAGAUGUCACUGCCCUUUUGCUAGUUGGAAGGAAUUGAUUGAAGAUGGCAUUUACAAAGUCGAGGGAAAGGGUUCUCUCGGUUAUACUAGUGAUGGGUUUACUUCUUCCUACUAUAUGGGUGAGCCAAUCUCUCAGAUGGAUAUGGCUUUGUUAAAACAUGAAGUCUUUGGUCCUUUGUCCAUUUUACCAGAGAAUAUUAGGAUCAACAAGGUCUCUAACGAUAGUUUUGAGAUUUGGGUCGCUUCUACUGCCAAAGCCAAACCAUUGUACGAGGCAACGACUCUUUCAAAUGGUGUCAAAGUAUCCUUUAAGUUUGGCGAUCACUCUAGGGAAAUGCAAUGCAUAGUGGAAUCACUCGAGCACGCCAAGGAAUUUGCAGCAAACACUACCCAAAAGAAGAUGCUAAAAUGGUAUAUUGAACAUUUUAAGACUGGGUCUGGUCAGGCUCAUAAGGAAUCACAGAAAUUAUGGGUCAAGGAUAUCUCCCCCACGAUCGAAACAAAUAUCGGAUUCAUCGAGACUUACCGUGAACCAUCCGGUGUCAUUGGAGAAUUCGAGUCCUUGGUGGCAAUUCAAAAUAAAGAACGUACUGAAAAGUUUAGCCAGUUGGUGAACAACGCGCAAGAAUUCAUCUCAUUGUUACCUUGGACCGCUGAUUGGGAAAAACCUGUCUUCAACCCACCAGAUUUCACCUCUAUCGAAGUCCUCACGUUUACCGGGUCGGGAAUUCCUGCAGGUAUCAAUAUCCCAAACUAUGACGAUGUGAGAAUUAAUAUCGGCUUCAAGAACGUCUCUCUGGGUAAUAUCCUCAGCGCCUCUGCAAAGAGCUCUUCAAAACACCCACCUAGUUUCAUCUCGGACCAGGAUCGACCAAUCUACGAGAAAUGGCAAGGAGAUUCCUUCGAGGUUCAAGUUGGCAUCCAUGAACUUUUAGGUCACGGAUCUGGUAAAUUACUAUGCGAAGUUGAAGAUGGAUUCAAUUUCGAUGAAAAAAAUCCACCAUUAGGCUUAGAUGGUACACCAGUGACUACUUAUUACAAGUUUGGUGAGACUUGGGGAUCCAAAUUUGGUGCAAUGGCUGGACCUUUUGAAGAAUGCCGCGCUGAAGUGAUCGCCAUGUACCUUAUCACCAACCGUAAGAUACUCGACAUUUUUGGGUUCAAUACAAAGCAGGAUCAAGACGAUGUCAUCUACGCUGGCUACUUGCAAAUGUGUCGCGCAGGUCUAAUGGCUUUAGAGUUUUGGGAUCCCAACACAGGCAAAUGGGGACAGCCACACAUGCAGGCAAGAUUUUCCAUUAUGAAGACUUUCUUGAAGCAUUCCCCAGAUCCAGCAUUCUUGUCUUUGAUUACAGACGCCGAUCAAAUUAUUGUUAAAUUGGAAAGAUCCUUGAUCGAGACAGCAGGGCAUGAAUGCAUCAAGGAUUAUUUGAAGCACCUACAUAUCUACAAGUGUUCCGGCGACUACGAACGAGGAAGCCAGUAUUUCAAUGACAGAUGCACAGUGACCGCUGACUUGGCAAAACUAAGAGAUACGGUAAUUUCAAAGAGGCUGCCCAGACGUCAGUUCAUCCAAACUAAUACAAGAAUCUCCAAUUACAACAAGGUGGUCUUACAGGAGUACGAAGAGACUCCAAAAGGAAUGUUGGAAUCGUUCAUCGAGCGCCAACUAUGA